AUGGCCGAAGCAACAUCGUCGUCGCAGGUCUAUGACUUGUUGAUCCUGACAGAUGCAACAUCUUCAAUGGACGAAUACCUGCACGCUCUAAACCAGUCACUGCCAAAAAUCAUCUCCAUUUCCGCUCUGACUGGCGCCUUUGCCCGUAUAGGUGUUAUGGCGUACAGAGACUAUUGCCGCCCAGGUCUUUUAGAAUGGUCCGGGUGGUUUGGCCGGGACGGCGACAUUGGUCGAGAUGAGCUGCUGCACUUCAUGCGCAGUGUACGUGCUCAGGAUGGCGGCGACUGGCCAGAAGCAACAAAGACAGGUCUGGCAUCGGCCUAUUCAGUCAUGCGCGAGGAUGCUAAAACCUUGGUGCUACUCUACGCUGAUGCGCCGCCGCAUAUGGGCGGCUGGGACAACGGUCCAAAUUACAAGAAGGAAAUCGAGUACCUGACGGCAGAAGGGUGCAAGCUGAGCCCUUCGGCCGGACUGUUUGCAGACUGGGUUUCGGCUGCCCGUACACUUAAUGGGACGGGGCACGGCGCGAAGCAGGCUCAAAUAUUCUCGAUUGUCUGCAGCCAUACGAAUGAAGCGUUCGGUCCGUUCAUGUACAUGUCUCAUCAGACAAAGGGUACAUGUAUUCAGAUGAAGUCGCCCGAUUCGCCGUUGAUCUCGAAGCUCACCAUGUCGGUGCUUCUGGCUUGGAUGGGAGUCAAGAAGGCGGGUGAGCCUGAAGAAACGUUUGAUGAUGCAUUCAAUCUAUGUUACAACAAUCUCGACGAUAUCGAUGCCUUGGAAAAUGAAAAGGACCCAAAAGCGGACAUAUAUUUUGUUCUCCAGCGGUCCCAGGUAGAGGUCUUUAGAUCUAAUAUCUGUCAAAAUACACUGUCGGACGAAAAGCAGCUCCGUGCAAUCAUUACGCCGCGAGACAUUCCUGUUACUGAUUUCGCCAAGCGCUAUGUAAGCGACGAGGACUACCGGAAGAUCGUUGUCGAAAAUCUGAGCAAGAUUAUUCGCGAAGACGUAUCUUCUAUUACCCUUAAUCCCGUAUUCGGGGCUCUUUGGCGAGCGGUUUGCAAUGACCGGAGGAACGAGGCACGGAACGUUCUCAUUGCAGAUCUGGGAGUAAGCAUCGCGAACAUGGGAUCAUCGAGUGAAAAGUCAAAUUUGCAGACUUGGCUUGCAGAGUCUUACAAUUAUGCGGCCGAAAUUGCUGCAAUGAUUGAAGAAGUUCCGCUGGCAGAACGUUUCCCGUGCGUUUUUCUCGAUCCAACACAGCAUUGGCAUCUCCAUCGAAGUGAAGACGGAGAUGAAGACGAUCAAAAGGAUGGUACCAUUACGUCUUUUACUUGUAGUCAACUGCUGGAAAUCGGGAGGUCAUGCGAUUCCAAGAUACUGCGCCGUUUGGGUACGGUCCUCACCAGACUGACGUAUGUCACGACUCCUGAGGAGCUGCCUAAUCAUGUCAUGGGCAUGAAAGAUGAUGAGCUUCCACGAAUCCCAAUCGCGCUGGCCAAACAGCAACAUAACAGGGUAUUCUGGAAGAUUCUUCUUCACCUUGUUGUUCCAGGAAUUAAGCUAGGUGCCCGACCAGCAGCGUUGCUCGCGGCGCUGAGUAUUCGCAUGGGCAUGAGACCACUCAUGAAUGCAGCCGACUAUGAGAUGGCCGCCUGGAAAGACAAGUGGAAUAACAUCAAUGCCUCAGAGACUUGGAAUGCCGACUGUCUGGCACUCAUAUUAGAUGCUGACAAGAGUUUCGAAGCAAGGCGCCGUGUUCUAGACGUGCCUCAAGAACUUCAAGAAGCCAGUUUCCUCAGCACUGAGGAUAGACACCUAUUCGAGACGCUCGUCGACUAUGGCAUGUUAAUGGCAAAUCUUAACACGACUCUCACGGCAAAAAUUGGAUGGAAGCCAACAAUGUCAAAGGUUCCGAUUGGACCCCUCGUGGUGUGCAAGGCUUGUCACUUCCCUCGUUCGGUCAGCAUGAUGGCCCACAAAGGCAUAUGCGGCAAAUGCAUCACACCGAAGGCGCAAUACGUUUACGGCGUCACCAAAGCCGAGUCCAUUCUCAUGAGUGUGAGUCAAGGGACCACCGAGUCCCAUGAAGCCUCGUUUGUCGAGUGUAGAAUCAUUACGUGCCGAGCCCAGUACGUUGUGUACAACGUAGAUGGCCUAAAAGUGCAUCCCAAGUGCUACUACUGUCGCUUUGUCGGGACUGAUCGAGCUCCAUGGGUGGAAUGUCGCAAAUGCCUAAAUCGGAUGAUAUGGCCUCACGAGUACCGCCCGCUUGAUCAGGAUGUCGCUCAGAAUUUUCUCUGCUCAGCAUGUAACAGUGGCCGGGCCACCAUUGUCGAUUUCGAGAUAACGCUGGCGGACCUAUGCAAAGAGAAUGGAGAUAAAUGGUUACUCCGCCACGAUGGAAAAUUGGAGAAGCCCUUCGAAGACCGUUCACUGUUCAAGACCGUGUUAGAAGCUGGCAUCGAUAUAUUUGCUGAGCAUGUCGAAGUCUUGCCGCAAUCCAAUACCGAUCUGAGGAUCGAUGGAAAGAUCAUUCAUAAUGCGGCAGAGCUCAAGUCCGCAUUGACCAGCUGGAUCAAGUCCCGUCGUACCGAGGCCGGAUUGUGCAAUCUCUGUUUCUCGAACUUCAGAAAGAGCACUCUUCGAUCAGCAUGCGGACGGUCUGGGUGCGGCCAGAGGAUAUGCCGCGACUGCAAGGCUUCUUGGUACAGUAUGAAUUCCCGUGGUCGAAUUAUCAAUACCGCAGCCCUCUGUUGCCCAUUUUGCAGACGGGUACCGUCGCCUCGCGCUGUACCAAAGUCCGAUCUUGUCUUCCUUGGGAACUUGAAGACCGCUGUUGAAGACUCAGGGGCGUGGAUAUAUGCGUGGUGUUGCGCCUGCAGCUUCGCAGAGAGGAUGAUGGAGCGUGUCUGUGCUCAAGGGGCUCCGCCCGAAGUCCGGGACUGGGAGUGUGAAGACUGCAGCGCAUUUAGGACGCAUUCAAAUGAGAGCUUGCUACGGCAGGCCAUCAUCCGUCACUGUCCGAGGUGCGAUGUGGCCACCAAGAAAUUGCGCGGAUUUGACCAUAUCUCUUGUGGGUGUGGAGCACAUUGGUGCUUUUUUUGUUGCAGGCAGCUCCCCUUAGAUGAUAUAUACCGGCAUAUGGCGAAUGUGCACGGUGGCCUUUAUGACAUACUCGGUGCUGAAGAUGACGACGACGUCGAGAUGGAUUUGGAUUGA
This is a messenger RNA of Pestalotiopsis fici W106-1, 3219 nucleotides long. RefSeq lists its product as uncharacterized. NCBI's taxonomy places the organism in Eukaryota, Fungi, Ascomycota, Sordariomycetes, Amphisphaeriales, Sporocadaceae. Bases 1 to 3219 code for a protein of 1072 amino acids. The transcript has a single exon. The record is from RefSeq and is a predicted model, not a curated record.